This is a messenger RNA of Carassius carassius (crucian carp), 2156 nucleotides long. RefSeq names its product immunoglobulin kappa light chain-like. NCBI's taxonomy places the organism in Eukaryota, Metazoa, Chordata, Actinopteri, Cypriniformes, Cyprinidae. Bases 1269 to 1964 code for a protein of 231 amino acids. Gene Ontology annotation, cellular component: plasma membrane. The transcript is spliced from 6 exons. The record is from RefSeq and is a predicted model, not a curated record.
UGUAAUUAGCUUUCUAUUUUUGUUUAUUUCAUUAAUUUCUAAGAAAGUCUAAAAUCCCUGGCACAAAAAAGCAGUUCAUAACACAAAACUCUUUACACCGGACAUAUUUUAAUGAUUGAUUUAUACAUUCAUUGAUUUAAAGGAGUAGAUUUGAUGUAUUUAUAGAAUGGCAUUUUAACAUGACAUUGCAGAUGUGGGUAUUUGAAGUGCAUGGUGGGUAAAUGUCUCAGACUCUGUAAGUGGAUGAAGGUGUGGGCGUUGAGCACUGGCUGUUCUUCUCUCACCAUGCUGCUCUUUUCAUCUCGCACCCGUGUGGUUAGAUCAAAAACAUGCAACUGCAUUCAGAAUUACAGCAGAUUGUCAGACACAGUAGAGUCAACCGGCAAGAAGAACAGCUGCUCAGUCUGCAGUGACCUUUCUAAAUAUCUGUAGAUCUGUGUGCAACACAGAAAAACAAUGCAAUACAGAGCAACAGUGACUUUGUGGAUGAUAUAUGAAAUAUAUAAACCUGAGUGAUCAAACCUCUAUCACUUAGGAGGCUUGUUUAUGCUAGCAAUAGCACACUAAAACAUUUUCCUAUAAACUCUGAGAGUUCAUAAGCUCAGGAUAUGUCAUGACAAUCACAACAUGUAUGGAAUAAAUAAGAGUGACACAUUGCCUGGCUAUGUAUUUCCAUGGCAAUGAAACUAUAAUGAAGUAACAGAGAAGUGCACUAAGCAGUCAGUAUGGGAGGAAUGGAAUGCAUGCAUUAUGGCUCUUUGACCCCAUUUCCUGAAAGAUCAUUAAACAUAAAUGCUUUUCUAUCUAUUCUGGACAACAUCCUUACCUGAAAGCAUCAUGAAACUAAUUAGCACUGUCAAGAGCCCCUGACCACUGGGCGGCUGUAAUGCACAAUGUAAACAGAGUGGAACUUCCAAUCCACAGCAGGUGCAGGCCUAUCAUAAAGUGAUUUAUAUAGGCAAUUAAGGUCCACCCACUGGAGACGUGUAAGUUUUUACUUUCUUGUUUUGUUUCUCCUUUCAGGCCGCUUUCAGUCAAACUGCACAGGAGGCAAUUCAUUGAUUGCCUUAUUUAAUUUAAAAGUGGUACAUCAGAUAUUCUUCUAGACAUGGCUUUAUGGACACAUUGUUUGAUACUGUUAUGUUCCUGCUUUUUUGCUUCGAACAUCUCCAGGACUCACACUCGUCUCAGUCCGUGGUUCUGUAGAGUUAAGAUGUAUAUUUGAGCAGACUCUUAGGUACUGCUAUAACUCUGCUGCAUGGAAAAAGAUGAAUCUACGGACUGGAAAACUCACGACAGUGAAGACUAACUCUGAGAAUAAUGUCCUUCAGUCUGAUGGUAAAACCUGUGUUUUGACUCUCAAACAUGUAACCAAGACAGAUUCAGGCAUGUACUAUUGCAUGAGCAGUUCUAAUGAAAUGGCUGUCGUUGGCAAUGGGACCAGGGUGAUCGUAAAAGAUCAGUCUGAACCAGAACUCUCCAUCUUAUACACACCACAUGAACCUGACUCGUCAUCGGUAUCACUGCAGUGUCUCGUGACUGGACUUGUCCCGUCUCAGGUGCGUGUGUUCUGGAUGAUUGGACAGAAUAAGCGUGCUGGAUGGACCGAGUCCGGCUGGACAGACGACACUGAUUCAGCCACAGAAUUCACACGAGCUCAUCUCUCUGUUCCUGCAGAGGAGUGGAAAGAAGCCGAUGAAAUUCACUGCUUGGCUGAAUAUGAUGGAAAGAACAUCUCCAAAACUCUGAACCGAAGCGGAGCUGACCCUGCAAUCAUCUCAUGGCUUGUGUACUCUGGCUGUGUGGCAGCACUCCUGACAAUACUUCUAACUGUGAUUAUGUCUGUGGGAUUAUACAGAGAUAUGUUGAUGACCAAAAAAUCCAAACGGCUCAUGAGAAAAGAUGCCCACCGCAAAAUUUCAUAUGGCAAAAUGACCUUUCUAAGCCAAAACUGUAUGGUCUAAUGUGCAUUUAAUACACCUAAUAUUUGCAGUAAUAGCAAUAUUACAUGAAACCAUGGGAAGAAAAUAGCAAACAAACAAAUGUUUAUUUAUUUGUUCUUUAUCAGGCAAACAGAACACACUUCGAGAAGAGAGUCCAUCUGUUAUGGUAGGAGACAGAAAUGAAGAUGAUGAACAUUGAAGUGGAUCACUAAA